AUGACUACAAUUUUCUCUCCCACUGACGUACAGGACCUAGUCCGCCUGUUCCAGCCGACAGCAGUCCUCAAUAGCAGUGAACAUGACGGCCGAACCCCUCCAAUGUCACUAUUGCCCUCUCAGUCUGGUAAGGGCUUCUUAGUCUUCACUAAGGUUGUACAAGAGCUGGAACGAAAGCUCACGGAAGAAACCAAACGGAUCGAUGUCUCUACCAUCUCCCAAGAGUUGGACGUCAGCGAUGUGAUAGUGCUACGAAUCCUGAAAGAAUCGCCUUCUCAAGCUCUAUUCUCUCGAGAUAAGCGUCACAUUCUCCCGGAUAGCGAAGUACGGAGGAUGAGACAGCAACUACUGGACUCUACGAGCCGAAGACUCGUAAUCAAGUCGGCCCUCUCACACGAUAAAGACCUAUCGCCUGAAGGCAUUGAUGCGUUAGUCGCCGGGGCAGGCGGAGGUCUGCUGCAACUAGAAAACCCUCAAUCAGGAAGUGUACACCUGACAGCCGUCACGUAUCAGAGCUCGGUGGACAAUGAGAUCCACACCGCGCUCCAAACUAGUCAAACUGAAGCCAAGUCUACUAGACUACUCUCCGAGCACUUCAUUGGCACUCCACCGUUGUGGUAUAUCUUUCAGAGAGCAGAACAUAUGUCCACGGGAGAUAUAAACCUUCGCGGGAGAGUUGAGAUGACUGAAUCUGCCGUGGCCUACCAGCCAGAAACGUAUCUCGUCAGUAUGCAAGACCAUACUCUCGAGCAACUUCGCGCGGGCGCCAUAUCUCAUAGUAGUAUGGAGCAGUUCGUAGAAUUGCUACCUGAGUUGUACAAUGACGUAUCAAGCGUUCGGACAUACUUCCAGACAGUUCUGGGCGAUUUCGGAUCGUUCGAAUCCAAAUACGCAAUCUCCCAGACAUGGCUGGAAGCAAAUCGCAAUAAUGAAGUGCAAAAGCUGGUCGUCGAUGGAUACUCAUAUGUGGCGUCCUCCAUCAAAGAGAAUUUCCCUAAAGAGCUUCAAGCGGGCAUUCUAGCGACCGAGACAGAGGGAGUAAUCUCAUUGAUUGGAGAACCUCCGAAUGCCACGAAAGUAACUGCGGUCAAGCAGUACCUAAUUCGAGAUGACUACCUGCAGGAACUCACCGAGUGCAUCCUCAACGCAUCUCGGGAGCAAGCAAAGACUCAAUGGGCGCGACUUGAACAAGAUGCCGGGCAAGAGUGCUCGCUAGUAGACUCGGGUAUCUUCGAAGAGUUCUCAAAAGGUGCGAAGACCCAGGACGACGUCACAGUUCUGAAAGCCGUGUUUGAGAAGAACGAAGCACAGGCCAAGGCGGUUUUUGCGGAGCAAAUUGCGACUCUAGAAUCAGAGAAUGAGACAGAGUUCGCACUUUUCUGGUCAGACAGAGUCCUUGCACGCCUUCACGUCUACAGAACCAGCGCGGAUGCGAUCGUAGACCCCAAGCUUAGAGGCCAACUACUGGAACUCUUACAGACCCACCUUGUCAAAGAGCUAAUCCCAGAGUCACUCACUCGAGCUCAAACCAGGGGCCUAAUCCGGAGCAAGAAGACGAAGAAGAACACGUCAAAGUUCACUACAGCAGUCAGAUCUGCAUCAAACCUACCCGCCAUCUCAUCUUCUCUAGACAAAUUCGCGAAGAAACAAGGCAUCGACGGCCCGACCCCAGAAGUUCUUGCAGAAAAGAAGUCAAGCCAGCUGAAAGAGCUGAUCCGCGGCAUGAAGAAAGACGCAGACGGACCUCGCCUCUUCCUGACGCUCGUGGUGGUGCUGCUGGCCAAUCGACAGGCAGGCAUCGUGUAUGUGACUGGUAAGUUUGCGCCGAAGCUCAUGAAGCUGCUGAAGGAGUCGAUGAGUGGCGAGGAAUACGAGCAGCUGGAUAAGUGGAAGGAUGCGGUAAAGGCGGGGAGCUUGACAGCUGAAGAUAAGGCGCAGAUGAGAGCGUUGGCGGCAGAGUAACGGGGAGCUGAGAUUGAUUGUGUGCCGGAGGGCCGGAGGGGAGCGCCCUCAUGUGUAUUCCGGCGUCGUGAUGGGUGUGAGUUGAUGCACCCCAAUUCCAAUAACUUAACAGCUCCAGAUUUUCAAUUAUGCUGCUACCGGGAGUGGUCCCAUGUGGGCUAGACUGGUGACUGCAUGGUGAUGAGGAAUGAUCGUAUCCGAGUAAUACUGUCACCAUAUGUGAUAUUUCCGACCACGUGAGGUAAGAAUUUGGAGGACAAUAGAUGCCGAUUCUAUGUAGGAAUCUAGCCAGCCUAUAUACUUGUAGGAGAGCCCCGUGCAGGCCUAACAUAC
Mytilinidion resinicola is the source of this 2295-nucleotide messenger RNA. RefSeq lists its product as uncharacterized. Bases 1 to 1962 code for a protein of 653 amino acids. The transcript is spliced from 4 exons. Lineage: Eukaryota; Fungi; Ascomycota; Dothideomycetes; Mytilinidiales; Mytilinidiaceae. The record is from RefSeq and is a predicted model, not a curated record.